This is a messenger RNA of Sclerotinia sclerotiorum 1980 UF-70, 867 nucleotides long. RefSeq lists its product with no specific name. The coding region runs from base 1 to 867 and encodes 288 amino acids. The transcript has a single exon. The record is from RefSeq and is a predicted model, not a curated record. NCBI's taxonomy places the organism in Eukaryota, Fungi, Ascomycota, Leotiomycetes, Helotiales, Sclerotiniaceae.
AUGACUUCUACAAGCGAAUCCGAAAUAUUGCCCCCGUUCCAGCUUCUCCCGCAAACUCCAAAGGCUCCUGUCUCAAGUCACCAAACUACCGCCCACAAACUCGCAUCUUUGCUCCAAGAGAUUGCUUCUAUAAUGGAAACAAUCACCGGGGAAAAGAUGAUGUGUGGCGAGGAGCUGGAUGGUUUGGAGGGGGAUGUACUUGGUGGGUUGACAGAAAUGGUAUUGAUCAUGGAAGAGGAAGUUGAGCAGAUGAUCGAGUUGGCUGAUGUGGUCGAAGAAUAUGUGGAAGAAUUAAACAUGGCAGAGAUAAAUAGGUGGAUUGCUAAUCCACCGCUCUCGAGUCACAAUGACGGUACUAGAGCAAGAGACAGUCACUCGGAGUCUCAGAUUAACGCAGUGAAUGAAUGGAAAAGAAAGUUGAGUAAUACGGUGUUUGAGGAUGGCAAAGAGUGUAAUAAGACUGGAUUGAACUAUAAUUUCGAGAGAUGUAUAAGUUUGGGCGGACUAUUGGAGAAGGCUGAGGAGGAUGUUUUGAGAUGGAGAGUGAGGAGAAUGUCCGUAGACUCUGAUAAUUAUGGGUUUGACGAAUCUUCCGAGGUGGUUAUUGGGGCAGGAAUUUCUGUGCCCAUCACAAACUACAGGAAGGGAGUGAUCAAACAAACCAUUAUUUCACUGCCUCCGAGAAGGAAUGGUAUGGAUAUAAGAUUUAGAGACUCUGGUCUGGGUCUCAUGAGCCCUGUUGGCGUUACCAGAAUACCGAUCAAGAAGGAACCUAAAAUUGUUACUAAGUCAAGUCCAAUUGGAUUAAGAACUGGAUUUGGCUCUGCCAGAAAAAAGAAAGCGGUUAGGAAGCCAAAGUGGGUUUGA